This is a messenger RNA of Aspergillus udagawae, 756 nucleotides long. RefSeq lists its product as uncharacterized. The transcript has 2 exons. The record is from RefSeq and is a predicted model, not a curated record. The coding region runs from base 1 to 756 and encodes 251 amino acids. Lineage: Eukaryota; Fungi; Ascomycota; Eurotiomycetes; Eurotiales; Aspergillaceae.
AUGCGGCCCUUCCUCUUGCUCUUCGCCUGGCUGAUGGCAACGGCCUACGCUGCUCCAGCUUUCUUCGACAAUAUUUAUGACUACUCCGGCGAGCUGGCAGAGUUCUACAGCAAAGUGAGCGAGUAUAUCGACGAUGCAAAGGAUGUCUUCACUGCAAGAACAACGUGCGAUCCAUCCAAGAUAGCCUUACCCGCCUUUGCAUCUGGGCUGCCCUCUCCCGGCAACCAGAAGCCAAUAUAUGUCGCCGUUGGCCGCGGAACACAGAAUUACAGUUGCGCAACCUCAACCGCUGACUCGAAACCGGUGGCCAUAGGUGCCGUCGCAAGUCUUUACAACGCAACAUGCAUUGCAGCAAACUACCCAGAUAUGCUAGACAUCCUUCCCAACAUCGCCUAUAAGCUGCAGCUACCCACCGACUCAUGGACGACUCUGCCUUACGCCAACCUAAAUCUUCUUGGUCAUCAUUUCUUCCAAAAUUCGAUACCCAUUUUCAAUCUCGAUACAACUGCGCAACGACAGUACGGUAUAGCAUUUACAAAGAAGAAAGCUGAACUGGCUGCGCCGUCUUCUGCAGUCCAAGGAGCCAAUGGUGCUGUUGCAUGGCUUUACCUGACGACCACAAAUGGCACAGUUGGAGACUACGAGAGUGUAUACCGGGUAGACACUGCCGGGGGAUCGCCCCCUAAGACUUGCGAAAACCAGCAGUCAGUCAUUACAGUGCAAUAUGCAGCAAAUUACUAUUUCUUUGGGAAGUGA